AAACCUUUCUCUUCUCUGCUAACGAGAAAACAAAAGCUAUCGUCUUUGCUACUACUACUACUACUAUUAUUACAUUGAAUCCUUUGUGUUCUUCUUCUUCAGCUGCUACUUUGUUCGAGUGCUUUCUUACAUGCCGUCGGAGAUUGUUGACAGGUUUGUUUGUUACAUUUUUCGAUUUUUCUCCGUUUUUUUUCCUCUCUUCUGUAUGUUUGCUAAAUGUGAUUGUUCAUUGUUAGGGUUUAAGAUUUUCUUUUUAUCGAUUUUUGUUGUUUUGUGUGUAUAUCCUCCAAGUUCCUUUGUUUGUGUAAUAGGUGGAAGCUGAAAGGUUUUUCAAUUUUAGGGUUUUUGGGGUUUUUUGUUGACUGAAAUUUGUUAAUUUGGGGCACAAUUUGUCUCUUUUGGAUUGAGUUCUGUGCGAUUUGUGGAUUCUAGUUCGUGUGUGGUUAAGAGACUUGGAAAUUAGAGGAUUUUUAGCUAAAAUAAUCGUUAAAGGUGGUACCUUUCCUGAUACAGAAGUUAGAUUAUGGAUUCUAUGUUGAAUCUUUAGGUGAUUCUCUGUUUCUGAGUUUGCUCUGUUCUAGUUUCUUAAUCUGUUCGUGAUGGAGUUUCUUUCUUGCUCGCUGUGAUGCUGCAGAUUAUGAAAACUUCUUCUUGUAGCUACUUCGGUGUAAUUACGUUCAGGUGGUUAAAAAUUGUUUCUUUGAAAGGAAAAGGAAGUCUCGUGGAACACGAGAUGUAGCUGAGAUUCUAAGGCAAUGGAGAGAGUACAAUGAGCAGAUUGAGGCAGAAUCUUGUAUCGAUGGUGGUGGUCCAAAAUCAAUCCGAAAGCCUCCUCCAAAAGGUUCGAGGAAGGGUUGUAUGAAAGGUAAAGGUGGACCUGAAAACGGGAUUUGUGACUAUAGAGGAGUUAGACAGAGGAGAUGGGGUAAAUGGGUUGCUGAGAUCCGUGAGCCAGACGGAGGUGCUAGGUUGUGGCUCGGUACUUUCUCCAGUUCAUAUGAAGCUGCAUUGGCUUAUGACGAGGCGGCCAAAGCUAUAUAUGGUCAGUCUGCCAGACUCAAUCUUCCCGAGAUCACAAAUCGCUCUUCUUCGACUGCUGCCACUGCCACUGUGUCAGGCUCGGUUACUGCAUUUUCUGAUGAAUCUGAAGUUUGUGCACGUGAGGAUACAAAUGCAAGUUCAGGUUUUGGUCAGGUGAAACUAGAGGAUUGUAGCGAUGAAUAUGUUCUCUUAGAUAGUUCUCAGUGUAUUAAAGAGGAGCUGAAAGGAAAAGAGGAAGUGAGGGAAGAACAUAACUUGGCUGUUGGUUUUGGAAUUGGACAGGACUCGAAAAGGGAGACUUUGGAUGCUUGGUUGAUGGGAAAUGGCAAUGAACAAGAACCAUUGGAGUUUGGUGUGGAUGAAACGUUUGAUAUUAAUGAGCUAUUGGGUAUAUUAAACGACAACAAUGUGUCUGGUCAAGAGACAAUGCAGUAUCAAGUGGAUAGACACCCAAAUUUCAGUUACCAAACGCAGUUUCCAAAUUCUAACUUGCUCGGGAGCCUCAACCCUAUGGAGAUUGCUCAACCAGGAGUUGAUUAUGGAUGUCCUUAUGUGCAGCCCAGUGAUAUGGAGAACUAUGGUAUUGAUUUAGACCAUCGCAGGUUCAAUGAUCUUGACAUACAGGACUUGGAUUUUGGAGGAGACAAAGAUGUUCAUGGAUCUACAUAAGAUUUCAAAUUUCGUUUGACUGGCCUAAGUUUGUGAUUCUGCUCCGAGACGGUGUAGCUGUUACUAGCUAGAAGCUGCCCUUCUUUGAAGCUACUGAUACUUUCUGAUAUUAAUGGUUGUGAGACGUAGUACAUGUAGUUAGGUAAUGUAGGACAAGUUCAAAUAUGAUUCCUUCUUUCUUUUUCUUGUGAAUACAUAUGACAUAUGAAGAAGUUCAAACGUUGGGUUUAGAAAAAGUUUAUAACAUUCGGUACAUAUCAAAGUUUUGAACUUCGGAUGCAUAUAAGCUAUAAAGUUUUGAUCUUUGAACUUUGGAUACUCUCACAUCUAAUUUUCAUCCUUAAGAAUGGAGAUGGAAUAAUGCGAUGUUGCGUAGUGGUUUUAUUGACUUGGCAAGUUUUGAUUAUUCAAGAAACUUGGCUUAGUUUAAUGGAAAUAUCCAGUAGUGGAGUUUUUUGGUCUGCAGACUUUCCUCAGGUUGUCUGAGAUUACAUAAGCAAUGAGG
Arabidopsis thaliana (thale cress) is the source of this 2215-nucleotide messenger RNA. It is a transcript of the gene DREB2C, whose product is annotated as Integrase-type DNA-binding superfamily protein. Gene Ontology annotation, biological process: regulation of DNA-templated transcription. The transcript is spliced from 2 exons. Lineage: Eukaryota; Viridiplantae; Streptophyta; Magnoliopsida; Brassicales; Brassicaceae. Gene Ontology annotation, molecular function: DNA binding; DNA-binding transcription factor activity. The record is from RefSeq and is marked reviewed. Bases 859 to 1710 code for a protein of 283 amino acids. Gene Ontology annotation, cellular component: nucleus.